Messenger RNA from Rotaria sp. Silwood2, 759 nucleotides. The record is from the annotation of a GenBank genome assembly. Lineage: Eukaryota; Metazoa; Rotifera; Eurotatoria; Philodinida; Philodinidae.
AUGUCUGAUAAUCAAUUCAACAAUAUGGAUGAUGACAAUGUUCCAACUUCAGUUGAAGCAGCUGAUGAAACAUCUGAUGUCAUAGCCUUGUCGCAGCACGCAUCUUCAGAACAAGUGCAACGACGAACAUUUUCUCAUUGGCCACAUUCUUCGUCUCAAUUCAUUGCUCAAAUGAAUGAAGCUGGAUUCUAUGGUUGCAAUAUUGGUGAUCGUGUUAUAUGUCUCAGUUGUGGUCUCGUCUGUCAACAAUGGAUACCAUAUAUUGAUGAUCCAUGUGAAGUUCAUAGAAUCCUUUCACCUAAUUGUAGAUAUGUACAAUCAAAAUUAAUGUGCCAUAGAUCAGCACCUUUGAAUAAUACCAAUCUAAGUCCAACAGUAAAUGUAGCCGUACCUCCUACAAGUAUCUUACCUUCUAUGGAUUCACUUCAUUGCGAUGAAAUAGUGCCCAAAUCUUCCCGUAGCGAUAAAUAUGCUGAAGUAUUCGAACGUGCGAAAUCAUUUCCUAACUGGCACAAUGAGAAACUACCACCUGUUGAUGAUUUUGCUCGAGCUGGGUUUUUCUAUACAGGUAUGAAAAAUACUGUCACGUGUUUUUAUUGCAACGGAUCAUUACGCAACUGGGGACCCAAUGAUAAUCCUAUGAUUGAACAUGCACGAUGGUUUCCUCAUUGUGCUUAUGCUCGACAAUUAUGUGGUGAUGAUUUGUAUAGGAAAAUUCAAGAAUCUCAACGUUCACGACAAGGUUUUCUUAGAACGUAA